UUUUUGUUUCUAAGAACUGGAUCAGAACCUCCAUCUGAAGUUGGUUUCAUUUGCGUUUUCCUGUUUCUCUGUCUGCUUCCAGCUAUCGGUGAGCCUGUCAGGCUGGAAUGGUUCAACCCUCUGGGUGAGCGCAUCGUAAGCAGCAAACGGAUGAACUUGCAGACGGAGGCGUCCCGAUCCCGACUCAUCAUCUACAACGCCAUCAUCGAGGACGCGGGGAUCUACCGCUGCCAGGCCACCGAUGCCAGCGGCCACACGGAGGAGGCGUCGGUGGUGCUCGAAAUCUACCAGAAACUGACGUUCCGGGAUGUAAAGUCGCCGCAGGAGUUCAGGCACGGCGAGACGGCGGAGGUGGUGUGUGAUGUCAUCAGCUCGCCGGUACCGGUGGUGGUUUGGUACUACCAGGACAAAGAGAUCACAGAGGAGCACCGCAGCAGGUUCCAGGUGCUGCCGAACAACAACCUGCAGAUCCGCCAGGUGACCAAGGCGGACGAGGGCGUCUACCGCUGCGAGGCCAGCGUGGAGGCCAGAGGGGAGAUCGACUUUGUGGACAUAGCCGUGGUCGUCAACGUUCCUCCAUCGCUAUCGGUCUUCCAGCAGUCCUUCAACGCCACAGCCGACUACCAGGAGUCAGUCACCUUCACUUGCAUCACUUCAGGAUCUCCUGAUCCUCUGGUCACAUGGCACAGGAAGGGGCAGCAGCUGGAGCCUUCAGAGAAGUACAUUUUCAGCCAGCUGGAGGGCGGACGCAGCAUGCUGACCAUCCGAAACAUCCGGCAGGCUGACGGAGGAACGUUCUCCUGCAAGGCCUCCAACAAGGCCGGCUUCCAGGAGAGAGAGCUUCUGCUCAAAGUGUUCGUCCAGCCCCACAUCACCCAGCUGAAGAACGUGACAGCCGUGGAGGGCAGCGCCGUGAUGAUCACCUGCGUGGCCGAGGGCGAGCCUCUGCCUGACAUCUCCUGGAGGAGAGCCAGCGACGGACAGACCUUCGUGGACGGAGACAAGAGUCGGGAUGGGCGGUUCGAAGUCCGUGGUCGUCACGGUAAGUCCGUGCUGACCAUCAGCGGGGUGCGGCUCAGCGACCUCGGCCGCUUUGACUGCGAGGCCCAAAGCAGGAUAGGAGGCCAUCAGAAGAGCAUGUUUCUGGACAUUGAGUAUAUUCCUAAAUUCCUGACCAAUCACACCAUCUAUUACUCGUGGGAGGGGAACCCGGUGAACAUCAGCUGCGACGUGAUGUCCAACCCGCCCGCCACCAUGCUGUGGAGGAGGGAACGCUUCACCAUCUCAGAGGGAACGCCGCACAUGCAGAUCUACGGCACCGACGGGAAGUCGGUGCUGGAGGUGACUCCGAUGUCAGACCGAGACUUUGGCCGGUAUAACUGCACGGCCCGGAACAACAUCGGAGUCCGGUACCAGGAGUUCAUCCUGGCCCAGGCAGACGUCCCCUCCAAUCCGUACUCCGUCCGUCUGUCGGCCGUCUCCCAGCGGCUGGCGACCGUCACCUUCAUGAAGCCGGACUCUCACGGCGGCGUUCCCAUCAGCUUCUACCUGGUCCAGUACAAAGAGCUGGGCUCCAUGGACUGGAGGGAUGUGAAGUCGCACAGCGUACAGACCACCGUAGUUCUGACCGGACUGGAGCCCAACACAACGUACGAGGUGCGAGUCGCGGCCGUGAACGGGAAAGGUCAGGGAGAGUUCAGCCACACGGAGACCUUCCAGACUUUACCCAUCCGAGAACCGAGUCCGCCGGCGGUCCACGGCCAGAGGGGCGUGGGGAAGGCCUACAGGCUGGGGCUGGUCAAGCAGGACGACGGCGGGAUGCCCAUCGUGGAAUACAUCGUCAAAUACAAAACAGAUAAAGAGGAACAGUGGAUGACCAAGCUGGUUCCAGGAGCUAACGACUUUGCGAUGCUGCAGCCGCUGCAGUGGAACACGAGAUACGAAGUGGAAAUCACAGCCCGCAACGUCAAGGGCCUAUCGGAGCCCACCUUCUAUCAGUUCUUCAUGCCGCAGAAGCCCGACAUUACAGCAGAAUCCCUGUUCAGCGGCUUGGGGCUUGGCGCGGUGGUGGGCCUCGGCCUCGGAGCGCUGCUGCUGCUCCUGGUGCUGGUGGACGUCAGCUGCUUCUUCCUGCGCCACUGCGGCCUGCUCAUGUGCAUCACCCGCACGCUGUGCAGCAAGAAGACGGCCACCAGCGGCAAGGGCAAAGAGAUGGAGGAGGGCAAGGCGGCCUACCUGAAGCUGCCGCUGAAGGAAGAAAAUGGCAAAGAGUCUCUCAAGCCGGAUACGAUUGAAAUCAAAGUGCACAGCGACAACAGCAUCCACAUAAAGCCGGACGACAGCAAGGCGUAAAAAUAAAAAAAUAAAAAAAUAUAUAUAUAUAUAAAGUAACGGUAAAGAAGAACGGGGUCGGCUCCCCUCGCCACCAAAAGAACAUUCGGAUCACGAGACCAACGACCUGGAAAAGUGAAAAUAGUGGAGUAAAAUACUAUAUCUGUUUAUAUUAAUGCCCGAAUGAAAGGCACGUGUAAAUAAAAUUAAAAGAGAGGAAACGUGAAGGAAACUUUUUGACAUCCAGAAGGCAUUUUGUUCAGUAGGAGCCUCUUAAAUGAUUGUAUUUUUUAUUUUAUUUUUUGUCUCUUUUAAUGAAACUCAGAAUUUCCUUUUCGUUGUUUUUUUUAUCGCGGUUUGGUAUGGUGAAACAGCCGCCAUCUUUGUUUCUAAUUUUCUGUGUUUUCAUGCUUUGGAGACGUAUAAACAAAUCAAAUAAUGUUUCUAAACACUAAAAAAAAGUGUUUUUGAUCUGAAAGUGACCCAAAGCGUGGAAACACUCAUUUUUACCCCAGAUCUGGCUUUUAUUUUGAAAAGAAAGAAACCCCUUUUCUGUUUCGGACUCUCUCUGAUGUCGUUGUGUGUUGUACAUAGGUGAAAAAAAACGGAUAUUUUACAGAGCUUUUAUGUAAAUAUAUUAAAAAAGGAUGUCUUUUUUUCCACAGUGCAGAAGGCUUGGCUUUUGUUUUACUUCCUCUCCCCGUUGCGUUCAGGUUCUGGUGUAAUAUUGCUUUUUCCGCUCAUUUGCUUCCCCUUGAGGGAAACCCGAACCCCGAGGCGAUUCCACGGCAGUAAUUAUGGCAUUAAUGUGCCUUUUCUUUUUUCGCUCCCUUUCGUGCAGUUCGCUCCAUGAAAUCAGCUUCUGAUUUGCUGCUUUUUGCGGCGGAGAGAGUGGAUGUUUAUGGUGAUGCUGCGGCGGCCGGCCACUCUGGACUCAGAUGUGGAACACGGUUCCGACAGAAAAUAAGAAAAUG
Poecilia latipinna (sailfin molly) is the source of this 3305-nucleotide messenger RNA. RefSeq names its product neural cell adhesion molecule 2 (gene ncam2a). The annotation marks the transcript as partial. Gene Ontology annotation, molecular function: protein binding. The transcript has 15 exons. Lineage: Eukaryota; Metazoa; Chordata; Actinopteri; Cyprinodontiformes; Poeciliidae. Gene Ontology annotation, biological process: cell adhesion. The record is from RefSeq and is a predicted model, not a curated record. Gene Ontology annotation, cellular component: membrane.